AUGUCCGUGGUAAGCAAACCCUUCAACGAGUUCAGUAAGCAAACAACGCAAUCAAACCCUUCAACGUCGUUCAAACCCUUCGCAAUCAACACCGUUCAAACCCUUAGCUAUCAACGCCGUUCGCAAACAAACCCUUCAUCGCAAUCAACGCCGUUCGCAAUCAAUCAACGUCGUUUGCCGUUCGCCCUUGACCGCCACUUCAAAUCACAGGCUGAAGAGUUAGGUAGAGACCCCACAUUGGAUGAAGUCUUUUUAAAAACUCACACUAAGAAGAAGGACAACUCUUGGGUUGAUGAAAGAGCAAAAAAAACAUAUGAAACAUUUCAAGGUAAGUUGCAACAAGCCUCUAAAGGUGGGGAAGCAUCUAGUAGUUGUAGCCAAGUGGUUAAUGUGGAAGCUCGCUUAGACAUGUGGGUCCAAUUUGUUGGGGGGAAGAAUAAAGGGAGGAUCUAUGGUGCUGGAGAUAGAUCCUCGCUUUAUAGACCAGGUGUCGCAAGUCUAGUUCCAGAUUAUCAUCCAUCUAGAGGUUGCGCCAAUUUCUUGUCUCAACAAUCUAACGAGAUAGCUGCACAGAUAGCAGCAUUUGAGGAGCGAGCAAAAGCGACAGAACACGAGGCACGAGAGGAGCUAAGGAAAGUUGAGCAACGUCGACAAGAGGAAGUUCAACAAACAAAGCAACGCACUACAGAACUACAGAUGCAGUUAGCAAUAUUGGCAAAAAGUGUUGCUUCCAUACAGGCUGAGUCAUCCCGUCGUCGUCGUCAUCUAGAUUAUGACGAGGAUGAGUCUAACGAUGAUGACGGCGAGGAGUAAUACUGGUUUCAGUUUCAGUUUCCUAUAGUAGUUAUGACUACUUAUUUUGUUUAGACUUGUAGGCAUUAUCUAUAUAUAUUUCUACGAUAGUGUCGUUAUGUGUAUUUUGAAACUUAUGGCAGUAACAAUGUGCUUAUUUUGAAACUUAUGGCAGUAACAAUUGUCCUUAUUUUGAGACUUGUGGAAGUCAUAAUGUGUAAUUUGAAAACACUAUUUACAUAAUA
This is a messenger RNA of Cicer arietinum (chickpea), 1037 nucleotides long. RefSeq lists its product as uncharacterized. Lineage: Eukaryota; Viridiplantae; Streptophyta; Magnoliopsida; Fabales; Fabaceae. The record is from RefSeq and is a predicted model, not a curated record.